Molecule: messenger RNA, 957 nt
Organism: Haliotis rufescens (red abalone)
Lineage: Eukaryota; Metazoa; Mollusca; Gastropoda; Lepetellida; Haliotidae
Product: DNA-directed RNA polymerase II subunit RPB1-like
Exons: 1
Coding region: 1-957 (318 amino acids)
Source: RefSeq, a predicted model, not a curated record
AUGCCAGUGCACAUCCCUGAACACCUCUACACACCCUUCACCACACCACGGCACACCCUCUCCAUGCCAGUGCACAUCCUUGAACACCUCUACACACACUUCACCACACCACGGCACACCCUCUCCAUGCCAGCACACAUCCCUGAACACCCCUACACACCCUUCACCACACCACGGCACACCCUCUCCAUGCCAGCACACAUCCCUGAACACCCCUACACACCCUUCACACCACGGCACACCCUCUCCAUGCCGGCACACAUUCCUGAACACCCCUACACACCCUUCACACCACGGCACACCCUCUCCAUGCCAGCACACAUUCCUGAACACCCCUACACACUCUUCACACCACGGCACACCCUCUCCAUGCCAGCACACAUCCCUGAACACCCCUACACACCCUUCUCCACACCACGGCACACCCUCUCCAUGCCAGUGCACAUCCCUGAACACCUCUACACAUCCUUCACCACACCACGGCACACCCUCUCCAUGCCAGCACACAUCCCUGAACACCUCUACACACCCUUCACCACACCACGGCACACCCUCUACAUGCCAGUGCACAUCCCUGAACACCUCUACACACCCUUCACCAUACCACGGCACACCCUCUCCAUGCCAGUGCACAUCCCUGAACACCUCUACACACCCUUCACCACACCACGGCACACCCUCUCCAUGCCAGCACACAUCCCUGAACACCUCUACACACCCUUCACCACACCACGGCACACCCUCUACAUGCCAGUGCACAUCCCUGAACACCUCUACACACUCUUCACCACACCACGGCACACCCUCUCCAUGCCAGUGCACAUCCCUGAACACCUCUACACACCCUUCACCACACCACGGCACACCCUCUCCAUGCCAGUGCACAUCCCUGAAACACCUCUACACACCCUUCACCACACCACGGCAUACCCUCUACAUGCCAGCACACAUCCCUGA